GUCAAACAGAAAUCCGAGAAUCUGAUUGGUUCAAAACAUUCAGAUACGUCCGAUUUUUUUUUAAUGUAAGUAGCAAAACAACAAAUAGUUUGCGAAGACACCGUAGUUUUUCUUCAAUUCGUUUUGUGUAGCCUAUCAAACUUGUAAUAAUCUUGGCUAAACGGUGCUGUCUAUAAACUGCUGGUUUAAAUGUUAUGAGUAGAAACUCUUUAGACUCAUCAUUGAAGAUCAUGGAAAAACGGAGAGAGUUGGCCGCUGCAUCGACAAUGAAUUGUUUUCACUUAGAAGAUUUCAUUGCCGGAUGGAUUGGCGGGGCUUCCAGUGUUAUUGUUGGCCACCCACUAGACACAGUAAAGACUCGGUUGCAGGCUGGAAAAGGAUACCAAAACACCCUCCAUUGUGUUCUCACCAUCUACAGAAAAGAAACAGUGUCUGGCUUCUUUAAGGGACUCUCCUUCCCAUUGGCCAGCAUCACAGUCUAUAAUUCUGUGGUGUUUGGCUUAUUCAGCAACACACAGAGACUUAUAAGCGAGAUUCGCCAUGGCGAUAGCAGACACCCGUGUGGCAUGCUGGACCUGCUACUAGCUAGCAUGCUAACUGGGCUGGUUUCAGUGAGCCUGGGAGCACCGGUGGACUUGGUGAAGAUCAGGCUGCAGAUGCAGACACGGCCUGUUCUAGCAGAGAACCUGAACCUUGCUGGUAACACGAGUAGUAAUAUACCUCUGAAAUCUGUGGAGAUUUCUGGUCGGCAUGGCUACAGGGGUCCUCUCCACUGCAUUAGCAGCAUCCUCCAGUCGGAGGGGUUGCAGGGCCUCUACCGAGGGGCCGGGGCUAUGGUCUUGAGGGACGUCCCCGGCUACACUCUCUACUUCCUCCCCUACACGUUGUUCUGUGAUCUGCUGAAUCCUGAUGGCAAGUCCUCCCCUCGCUUUAGCUCCAUAUGGCUGGCUGGUGGACUAGCAGGCUCCAUCUCCUGGGUAACAGCCACCCCAGCAGAUGUGGUGAAGAGCAGAAUGCAGGCGGAUUCCCUCUAUCCGAGAAAAUACAGGGGUAUCCUCCACUGUAUAGUACAUAGCUACAAGACAGAGGGUUUACAGGUCUUCUUUCGUGGUGCCACAGUGAAUGCAAUCCGUGGUUUUCCCAUGAGUGCCACCAUGUUUCUAGGUUAUGAACUUUCUCUGAAGUUCUUCAGGAGUCUUUAGUACAUACCCAGACACUUAGUAUUUACAGUCACAGCUCAUGAUC
Osmerus eperlanus (European smelt) is the source of this 1245-nucleotide messenger RNA. RefSeq names its product solute carrier family 25 member 48 (gene slc25a48). Lineage: Eukaryota; Metazoa; Chordata; Actinopteri; Osmeriformes; Osmeridae. Gene Ontology annotation, biological process: transmembrane transport. The transcript has 7 exons. Gene Ontology annotation, molecular function: transmembrane transporter activity. Gene Ontology annotation, cellular component: mitochondrion. Bases 195 to 1202 code for a protein of 335 amino acids. The record is from RefSeq and is a predicted model, not a curated record.